UCAGUUGAUUUUGUGAAGUGAUCGUGGCACCAGAAAAAACCCAAACAAAACGAUUGCAAAAAUGUGACGGUUUUAUGAAACAACGCACCAAUUAAGCCAUCGUGACAAGUCUUUUAAUCGAUUGAGAAAGAGUUUUUAGAAUUUCAAAAGAUCUUUAAAUUUGGUGCACAAAAAAAAUUGUUUUUUAUGAACAAAACUAAACAAUUUGAGUGAGAAAAGAAAAGAAAAAGUUACUCCAAACAAUAUGAUAUUCAAAAAGAAAUUUUGGACUAUUGCAAUCACUUUGGCGUUCGUCAUAUCACGAGUGUCUGCAACCGUAAUCUCAAAUUUAAAUGUGAUAUUCGAAACAUUCGGGCCACUUUCGAUGGUGCGAUUCUUUGAAUUCAACGAUGUUGGUUGGAAUAUUAGCGAAAAAUGUAUAAAGGAUAUGUUCCUAUACUUGGACGGUUUGCAUAAAGACGUGCUGUGGGCGGUAAAAUUGUACGAUGCAAGCUCUUUUUAUUCCGGUGGGAUUAUGUCAGGAAAUAUUAUUCGACGUACGGAUCCGCAAUUAUGUCGUGAACUGAACGAAGAAAUCAACAUUUUCAAUUACCAACCAUUGGCUGGCACCAAUCGAACGGUCUACGGAAACGUGCAGGGCUACAUGAUUCCAUCGGUUUAUUUGCCAUUUCGUGUGCAAUUGGUGAAUGCACGCUACAAAAGCGUCAUUGAAAGUUCGCCAUUUCACACGUUUAUCAUCCAUCAAACAGCGUGUAUGCCAAAGUCAUGCAAUCACAAUGAUUUGUUACAAGUUAUGUCUUAUGCGAAUGUUUCACAUUUGAGAAAUAAUCUUGUCAUGAAAAAUACAGAACUUUUAGACGUACGAAUUUUAAAAGAAUCAUAUACAUACUACACAGAUUUUGCAUUUUAUAUCUUUAUUGGUCUAACAUCAAUAUUUCUUAUUUUUGGCCUGUUUGGCACCAUUUUGGAACAUCUCAUCAAUUUCGACGUAAAAAUGAAUCUUAUACAAUUUCAACAACAAGAAACAUUGAAAAAAAAUUCAACGCAAUUGACCAAUCGGUUGAACAAUCUAGCUAAUUGCACACGGAACACAUCAAAUUGUGAAAGUAAAAAAACUAAGCUGAAUUCAACCCAAAUGGGUGACUCAUUGCGAAGUGUUAAUUUGCUUCGAAUUAAGGAACUAAAAAUGGAAAAUUUGUCAUCGCUGAGUAUGGAUUUUAUAUCGGCAAAAUGUACAAAGUUUUCAUCCGAUAUGGGAUCAGUGAACGUUGAAAUGAACAAUCCCAAUGGCAAUGUUUUGCGACGAAUACUAUUGGCGUUUUCAUGGCGACGAAAUUUUGAGCUCUUAUUUAGUGAUAAACCAAAAUUUUGCAUCAGUGAGGUGAUUGAAAUCUCUGGCCUUCGUGUUCUAUGUCUACUGUGGCUGCUAUUGUACCAUGUGUGCAUCGUUUUGUAUUAUAUUUCUGAUAACAAAAUGUAUAAAUUUCGCUUGGACGGAUCAAAUUUGGUGCAAGGAAUUUUGAGCAGUGGUUCUCUUGCAGUAGAUACGCAUUUUUUUCUGUGCGGAGUUUGUGUUGCCCACAUGUUCUUCAAUCGAAUGAAAAACAUUGAUGUCGAGGCGAUCUCUUCCUGUUUCGAUACGUUGCUUCAUAUUGUUUCGAUGAUCGCGUAUAAAGUGUUCAGCAUGACAUUUCCGUACAUUGCGUCAUUACUCCUAUUGCAAAUGUGUAUGAAAUAUUUCCACGACUACGGAGUGAUCGAAAUACCGUCGAUGGAUCAUCACACAUGUGAGGCUAGUAUGUGGCGCAAUAUCAUCUACAUUGAUCAAUUUUAUCCACUGAAAGAACGAUGUAUGGUUUGGUCAUGGAUUUUAUCAAUAGAAGUUCAUUGUUUCAUUGUUGCUUGCAUCAUUCUAUUGAUUUUGAAAAAUCAUCCACGCUUUGGCAUCGUUAUCUUCAGUUCGUUCUUGAUAAGUUCAUUGAUUGCAAAUACAGCACUGCGAUUUUAUCAACACGAACCAGAAAUGAAAGUUAGCUCCAGUUUGAUUUCCGAAGAGAGCCUAACAUUUUUCAAUGGAUUUUUUUUUCAACCAUGGACCCGACUCUCGCCAUACAUUUUUGGCAUUUGUAUUGGAUAUGUUAUACAUAAGAUCGAUAGAAAGCUGGAGAUUAGCAUUGGAAUGAUGUCUUGCGGUUGGAUUUCGUGUUUCUUAUUGGUGAUUGCGCUUAUUUUUAGUAAAUCUCUCAUUUCGUUAACAACAAAUGCCAUUUUCUCAACGAUUGUCCAUAUGACGUGGAGUAUAAUUAUACUAUGGAUUAUUAUCGCAUCGAUAUCCAAACAUCGAGGUUUAAUCGGACAUUUGCUUACAUCACAGUAUCUUCUGCCUCUGAAUAAAAUGACAAACAGUUUUAUACUGAUUUUUCCAAUCGUUACACGUAUCAUCAUCUUAAGCUCAGACAGCAGCAUGCAUCUUUCGGUCGGAUUGAUGAUCACAUUUUUCUUGGGAAUUACAAUUUUAACCAUAUUUGCCAGUCUAUUGCUUUACAUGAUCUAUCAGGCCCCCAUUGAAGAUCUGUUGAGAACAAUUUAUAAUCGAAAAAUGAAAUACUAGUAUUGAGUUUUUAAAUUAAAAUUUAUUCUAAGUAACUUAACAA
Molecule: messenger RNA, 2654 nt
Organism: Contarinia nasturtii (swede midge)
Lineage: Eukaryota; Metazoa; Arthropoda; Insecta; Diptera; Cecidomyiidae
Exons: 13
Coding region: 245-2611 (788 amino acids)
Source: RefSeq, a predicted model, not a curated record